AUUUUUUAAUAACGAUCAAUACAAAAAGAAAAUGUUAAUAACGAACAUAACUUAGUAGUGUUGAUAACGACCAAUACUAAAAAAACAUAACACGACAAGAAUUGAUUACAGUGUUCACAAAAUUAUCACGUUAGAAAUGAACAUUAAAAAAAAAAUCCAAUGUAAUUAAUAAUUUACAUAACACGACAGAUUCAUUAAUAAUAGAGAGCAAAAGGUUGAGAGCGAGAACAUAUUGAUUAACAAUGUUGACAAAACCCUAAUCUCAUGCAGCGCCAAAACCCUAAUCUCAUGCAGUGCCAAAACCCUAAUCCCAUGCAACGCCAAAACCCCACAAAAUACCGACAAAAAAAUUGGAGACGAAAAAAUACCUUAAAACGCCGCCGAUGAGAGACUGAGAGUUGAAACGAGAUCACGGAAGGUCUCAGCGAUGGUGAACUCGAAUCGUCGGCUGACGGGAGCAACGUGAUGGAGAACUCGAAUCGUCGGUCGGCUGCUGUGCUUUGCGAAGGCUGCUGCCGCCGACGAGAGGCUGCUGUGCUUUGCGACGGAGAAGGGACGGAAACAACGGCUGACCGAGAAGGGACGGAAUCGUCGGCACGGAAGAAGGGACGGAAUCGUCGCCUGACCGAGAAGGGUUGCUGUGCUUUGCGAAGGCUUUGCGGCAGAGAAGGGACGGAAACAACGGAGAAGGGACGGAAUCGUCGGCACGACGACUGGCUGUUGUCCUUUGUCGGAAAUCUCAGCGGGAGGGAGACGGAAACAACGACUGAUGGACUCGGGAUGGAGAAGGGACGACCGGACGACGGAGAACUCGGGACGGAGAAGGGACGACCGGACAACGGACUGAGAAGUUGGGACGACAGCCGGAGAAGUCGGGGAGACGGACGGUCGCUCUUCUUGCGGGAGGAAUAUGCUAAACAGACGAAAAGCAAUGGGUUAGGGUUUUUGAAAAAAAAAACGCAUGUUUUAAUUUAAUUAUAUUCUCCUUAAUACCCCUAACAACUUUUAAACUAAUCACUCCCUACUAACUACCUAAUCUUGAGUUAGCCCAUCAGAAGGCUUUAAGUUCCUCCUUAAAAAAGAGACCUUAAGGACCUGAACUUAGGCCCUUAAGGACCUGAUCUAACCCGAUUGGCAACACUAGCAAUUGCAAACCCCUCCCCUACAAAUCUAGGAUCUUUCUGUCGGCAAUCAGUACCAACAGGCAACAAACAAAGAGUAGUGGUCUUCGAUAUCUAAGUCUCCCCUUUAAUCCCUUUUCAUCUUCUUCGACAGAAACAAUUGGAGGUGUUGAGAUAUGAUAUCAAUUUGUCUAAUAAGAUAAACGACUAAGUUAUUGGCCGAUAACCAGUUGAUCUCAAUAAUUUGAUUUGUUGGGAGGAGUUCAAUUAUAAAUUGAUGUGUUUAAUAGAACAGAUGGAGUUACCGGGAAUCGAAAAAAGACCUCUAAAUCACAGGAAAAUAUGAUAUCAUGUCAAUUGAUUCCAAUAACUCGAGUUGUUUGAAGAUGUUAGAUUAUGAUUUAUAUACUGUUUACUAACACCAAGCUCAUUGCAAUGUAUCACAUGAGCCCAAGCCCAGUCGCGGAGGUAGGAUUUGAAACUACCUAUGGCAUGUAUCAUAUGUCCUCUUUUCGUAUUAUAAAUAUAUAAAUAUUUAACACAUAUAAUUAAUUGACAAUAUCUAAAUCAUUUAUUUUCUAGUAUAAAAAAUAACGACUACUACUCGGUAUUUUCAUAAACAACCAUGACAAGUUUUCAUAUUAUGAAAGAAACAAAAAAAUACAUUCAUAUUUUACACUAAUAAGUAAGUCCUUUUCAAUGGAUAUCACUAAACAACCAUUAGCAAACUGGUCGUGAAUUCAACUUCGAAGUUCGUUCUUGAUAUAACUCAAAGAUUAAAAUAUUUUAUCUACACUUGCCGUCAAAACUAGUGGAAUCGCCGCUGCCCCUAGACUGCUUCAAGAUUGUUGGGCAAAUAAUCGCAUAUGCAUAUGAAGAAAAGAGAUUUUUUUCCAAUUGAGAUUUAAUUUGUAGUAUAAUAAAUAAAUUAAUUGAAUGUUAAUUUAUGAUCAAGUAAUCAGUAAGUGAUAUAAUGACAUAAUACGUUGUACUAGAUAUUGUGUUUUAUCUUUUGUAUAAAUAUAUAUGAAGUAUUUUUGUUUCUCCCAAAAUUUACCCCUAACCCAAGACAAUGGCCAAUAAGGCUGGCUCUGCUGCUUAUGCCCAAGCCCACCGAAAGCACAAACUCUUGUAUAAAAAUUAAAAAUAAAGAGACUCCAGCCUUCUAAGCAAAAGGCUAACUUCCCCUCCUCCAUUUAGGGCUCGUUUGGAGAAUUGGAGUCUAGGGAUCGUUUGGAGAACAAGAUUUAGAUCAUGGAUUUAUCGAAUCCAUAGAUUUAGCAAAAUGCUAUGUUUUUUUGCUACAUUUUGUGUCGUGGAUUGUAGCUUUAGAGAUUUUAAAUCUCUAAAAUCUAGAGAUAUCAAAUCUCUCAUAAUUAGAGAGAUUCUAUAUAUUGAUUUUGGAGAUUUUCUUCCUCCUACUAUAUCUCUUGUUUUUUUUUUCAUUUAUCCCACUAAAUACCCUUACCAAUAAAUUCUCAAUAUUUUCGAGCCAAUCUAAUUAUUUUGGUUAAGGAUAAACAUAUUAUUUGAUAAAAAAAAAUUCUUUUUUCAUUGGAUGUUAACAAUCGUAAUUACCAAACAAUGAACAUUUUUAAAUCUUUUUUCAACAAUCCAGAGAGUUAAAAUCUUUGGAUUGUCUAGAAUAUAGAGAUUUAGACUCCAAUUCUCCAAACGUGCCCUAAAUCUCUAGAUUCUAGACAAUCCAAAGAUUUUAACUCUCAGGAUUGUUGAAAAAAGAUUUGAAAAUGUUCAUUGUUUGGUAACUAUGAUUGUUAACAUCCAAUGAAAAAAGAAAUUCUAU
Messenger RNA from Linum trigynum, 2925 nucleotides. NCBI's taxonomy places the organism in Eukaryota, Viridiplantae, Streptophyta, Magnoliopsida, Malpighiales, Linaceae. The record is from the annotation of a GenBank genome assembly.